AUGAGCGGUGCGGGGCAGUCGCGCCGCCUCGGCGUGCGCAACCAGAAGCUGCGUGCGCCGCGCCGGCAUGGUCUCACCGUGUCCACUGACGAGGUGUGGGCACGGUUAUCGAUGGCCAUCACACAAAUCCAGAAACACAAUAUUUCGAAGCUGAGCUACGAGGAGCACUACCGCUACGCGUACAACCUGAUUUUGAAUCAACAAGGCGAUAUGCUGUAUGCCGGUGUGCGGAAGCAGGUCGAAGAGCACCUAAUGCGCGAGUGCAGCGAGCAGCUCGUGCCACUCUUUCCGCUCGACGCGGCGUCUGCGCAGAGCGCCCAAGACGUGCUCGAGCAAAAGGGCAAAGGGCGCGAUGCCGAGAUUGCGCCGGUGCUUGGCCUGCUCCCUGAUAGCCCUGGGACUGCAUCGAUCCUUGCGGGGAUUCCUGCGGGCGAGCGCUUCCUCAGCACGCUAACCGCCGUGUGGGACGACCACUGCUCGUGCAUGGGCAAGCUGCGCGACGUGCUCAAAUACGUGGACCGCGUGUAUGUUGCGAACCGCAACGAGCAGCCGAUCUGGGACCUGGGCCUCGACCUGUUCCGCGACACGGUCGUCCGCUCGAAGCGCGUCCCGGUGUCGGCGAAUUUGGUCGUGACGCUCCUGCGCCAGGUCUUUUGUGAGCGCCAGGGUGCCUCGGUCGAGCGGCGCACGCUCAAGAGCACGGCGGAUAUGCUGCUUGCCCUAUCGCAUCCUACGCCACAGACGCCGCGUCCGACGGUGUACGAGCACGACUUUGAGCCGGUCUUUCUCGCGACCACUGCCGAAUACUACCGCGCCGAGUCGCUGCGGCUGCUGGCCACCGGCCAGGCGACGUACUACCUCGAGCAGGUCGAGCGUCGCCUCGCCGAGGAAGAGGCGCGUGUCGCGGCGUGCCUGAGCAGUGCGACGCUGCCUGUGCUGCGCACGACGCUCGAGCGGCAUCUGCUUACCGACCACCUGGACGCGGUGAUUGCGAUGCCCGACGGCGGCCUCGUGGCGCUGCUCGAGGCUGACCGGCGCGGCGAUUUGGACCGCAUGUACCGUCUGGUCCGUGUGGUGCCGACCGGCCUUGUGGCGCUGAACAAGGCGCUGCGUGAGUACGCAACGACGCGCGGCCUUGCGAUCAACGAGUCGGCGCGUGCGGCCAAGACGGGCGAAGGCACGCCGGUGCCCACGGCCGAGCUCGCGAUUGCGUGGGUGAACGAGGUGCUUGCAUUCAAGACACAGUUUGACCAAGUGCUCUAUACCAGCUUCCAAGGCGACAAGUCGUGCGAGGCAGCGAUCAACGAGGCGUUUGACUCGUUCAUCAACAUGAAUGUGCGUGCGCCCGAGUUCAUCUCGCUCUUUAUCGACGAGCAUCUGAAGAAGGGCGCGAAAGGCAUGUCGGACGAGGAGAUCGAAGGCGUGCUAGUCAAGACGAUUACGAUUUUCCGCUUUGUGCACGAAAAAGACAUGUUCGAGCGGUACUACAAGCUGCACCUCACGCGGCGUCUGCUGCAUGGCCGCUCGGUCUCGGACGACGCCGAGCGCGGCAUGAUUGCCAAGUUCAAGGUCGAGUGCGGCCAUGGCUACGUGCAAAAGUUGCAAGGCAUGCUCAACGACAUGCGCCUCUCGCAAGAGGUCCUCGCCGCCUUCCACAAGGACCUGGAUAAGAAGCAGCUGGUUCUUCCUUUCCAGAUGAACGUCAAUGUCCUCACUGCGAUCUAUUGGCCGAUCAGCGCGCCCCAGGAGCAGUGCAUUCUCCCCGCGCAGCUCACCGAGGGGUGCAAAGCGUUCGAGAACUAUUAUGGCGUCAAGUACCAAGGCCGUGUCUUGACAUGGCAGCCCAGCCUCGGCUCGGCAGACGUCCGGGUGCGUUUCCGUGCGCGGGCGCACGAGCUGGUGCUGUCGACCUACGCGACGAUUGUCCUGCUCCUCUUUGAGCAUGUGCCGGACGACGCGUCGCUUACCUAUGACGAGAUCAAGUCGAGUACCAACAUGCCCGACGGCGACCUGCAGCGCACGCUGCAGAGUCUCGCGUGCGCCAAGUACAAGGUGCUGCGCAAAGAGCCGCGCGGCCGCGACGUGCUCCCGACCGAUCGCUUCUCUUUCAACGCCGACUUUACGUGUCCGCUCGCGCGCAUCAAGAUCGCCCAGGUUGCCGCCAAGGUCGAGACACCUACGGAGCGCAAAGAGACCACGGCCAAGGUCGAGGAGGAGCGCAAGAACCAGGUGGACGCGUGCAUCGUGCGUGUGAUGAAGAACCGCAAGACGCUCGCGCACAACGAGCUGGUGAACGAGGUGGUGCGCCAACUCCUCCCCCGCUUCCAGCCCACGCCUACACUAAUUAAAAAACGGAUUGAAGCGCUACUGGAGCGAGCGCGCCGAUGA
Malassezia japonica is the source of this 2388-nucleotide messenger RNA. RefSeq lists its product as uncharacterized. Lineage: Eukaryota; Fungi; Basidiomycota; Malasseziomycetes; Malasseziales; Malasseziaceae. The transcript is spliced from 4 exons. The coding region runs from base 1 to 2388 and encodes 795 amino acids. Gene Ontology annotation, cellular component: Cul4-RING E3 ubiquitin ligase complex. Gene Ontology annotation, molecular function: ubiquitin protein ligase binding. Gene Ontology annotation, biological process: ubiquitin-dependent protein catabolic process; protein ubiquitination; DNA damage response. The record is from RefSeq and is a predicted model, not a curated record.